Zygotorulaspora mrakii is the source of this 3060-nucleotide messenger RNA. It is a transcript of the gene POL5, whose product is annotated as DNA-directed DNA polymerase. NCBI's taxonomy places the organism in Eukaryota, Fungi, Ascomycota, Saccharomycetes, Saccharomycetales, Saccharomycetaceae. Gene Ontology annotation, cellular component: nucleolus. Bases 1 to 3060 code for a protein of 1019 amino acids. Gene Ontology annotation, biological process: regulation of DNA-templated transcription. The record is from RefSeq and is a predicted model, not a curated record. The transcript has a single exon. Gene Ontology annotation, molecular function: transcription factor binding; rDNA binding.
AUGGUGAUCGGGCGUGUUAACCGAGACUGGUUUUAUAAACUAGCAUCUGAUCUCGAGGAUGAAAGGGUCUCGUCAGCUGUAGCGCUGAUAAAGGACCUGGCAGCGCUAGAAUUGCCUCGAGAUGCUGAAGAAUGGUCGUAUGUCCUCAAGAGGCUGGUAGGAGGUCUUGCCUCCGGCAGGAAUAGCGCACGACUAGGCUUUUCACUGUGUCUUACCGAGGUCAUCAAUUUGGCCUUAAGCAUCGAAGAUGAGGCUGCCAAACCUCAAGAAUUGGCUACCAUUACCAAGUUUUUUGACGUUCUCUCGGAACACCUUGCGAUCGAUGGCAGUGCGACUGGUGAGAACGCCAGUGGGAAAGUCUUGAAGGGGAAAGAUGAGCGUGGUUUGCUAUUCGGUAAAAUGUUUGCAUUACAGGCUUUGCUAAAUGAGCCUGUUUUCAGCCAGAUAUUUAUUGAAGAUGGUAGAGUGUCCGGGUUUGCCAUACGGUUCAUUGAUGAGUUGGCACAGUUGGCAACCUUGAAAGCUUGGUUGAGAGAGCCAUGUCUGUUCACACUAUUUGGGACGAUCGAAAAACUUCUGCCCUUUAUGAAUUCCAACGGCAUCAGAAGUAUUCUGCAGUUAUUCGACAAGUAUCAAUUGACCCUCACUAACGAAGGUUUGGCAAUUUAUCUUUCUCUCUUAAAGAAUGCCCCAAAUGAAACGGCAAGUGCCUGUUCUGAUUUGAAACUGAACUCAAAAUGCUGGAAGGCAAAUGAUCCCCUAGCAAGGGGAAAUCUUCCUUUGCUGUCUCAAGUUCUUCGAAACUCAGGUGCGUCCCAAGAAGCCCCAGAUUCGCCCACCACGAAGAACACCAAUUGGAAUCCGAGAUUACAUUUCAUUUGGGAUAUCCUGCUGCCUAUUAUAGCAAGUCCUGCAGCUAUCGAUGAACCUGCUUCUGAUAGACCACCCUCAAAAAAGAGGAGAAAGGAGAAGAGUUCAGUUGUUGAAUUCCCUGAAUUUUGGAAAGCUGCAGUUGACGAAACUUUUUUCAACGAUAAAGCUUCAAGUGAAAGGAAAUAUUUGGGAUUCCUCAUUUUUGAGAAGACUCUUGAUUUCGUAUCCCCAAGUUGGCUACAUUGUUGUUUCAGUCAAAAUUUUAUGAGAUGUUUAAUAAAUCAAUCUAGUAACUCUAAGAGAUUGUUGUACAAGAUGUCACAAAACUCUUUACGCAAAGUUGUCAAUAUAUGUGGAGAUAAUCCUUCUGAAAAACUGAUACCAUGCUUAGAAUCGAUAUUGUUCGGUUCAAAUGGUUCCAUAAACUUUGAUAAAUUAACCAAGUCCAAAACUGUAUCAAAACUAAUUUCUCUUAACAACAUAACGGGAAACUGUUUGUCAAGUUUAUUUGAGUGUUUGGCUUCUCAACUAAGCGAUAUUUCAAAGAUGCAAAAAAAUGAAGUACAGUUCUCGUUGGAUACUCUAUUACAUAUCAUACGAUCUCAUAAGUCCAAAAUUAACGAUCAACUCUCACUAAAACCUUUAUUAAAGCCGAUUGUUAUGUGUGGCUUUUUCCUGAAAGGUAAUGAGUAUAUCAAUAGAAUUGCAAGAGAUAGGCUAUAUUCAGUACUAUCUGAAUUGACCACCGUUGAGAACAAAGGUCAUUCCUGGCAAUUUCAAGCGCUCGAAAUUAUACUAGAGGAGGAAUCUUCAAAAAGAGAACUGGCCAAUCCAUUAGAUGAAAGCCUUCUUGCUAUAAAAAAUGACUCAUUAGUAGUUUUAAAAAAGGUGUCAAAUGAUCUGGCUAAUCCCCAAUCUCGUGGUUUAGAAUGUCUUCUUUCCAUGUGUAUCCUCGAGAUGUACGCUGGUGAGUCAGAAUCCAUAUCCAUAAUUGAAGAACUAUGUGCAUUCUACAAUGAAUUGCAAAUCGAAAAAUCAACUUCUCUAGUUGGAUUAACAGAAAUAUUGCUAUCUUUGCUAGCACAGAGAAAAUCUUUGUUUAGAAAAUUGAGUUUACUUGUUUGGCAGCAAUUUAUCAAUGUUGUCGGUGAAGACGAACUUAAGGUCUUGUUAGAUGUUUUGAGUGCUAGAGAGAACAAAAAAGGAUUCUCACAAUUGUUUGAAGAUACUGAUGAGCAGGACGAGGACGAUGCUGAAGCUGAAGAAAGUCAAAUGGAAGACGAAGACAGAGGUGAAGCUGAUCUCGAAGAAAAUGAUCGCUCAGACGAGGAAUUGUCUGCGUCGGACAGUGACAGUGACAGCGGUGAAUCUAACGAUGAAGGGGACGAUGAUGUUGCUGAAAUAGAUAAAGAGGCAACAAGUGCGUUAGCUAAAGCUUUGAAUAUCCCUGAAAAUAUGCUUAAUGAUAAAGGGGAGGUUGACUUCAAUCAAAUGGAUGACGAAUCAGGUGAUGACAGUGAUGAAGAUGAAAUAGAGUCCAUGGAUGAUGAGAUGAUGAUGCAGUUAGAUGGGCAGUUAUCAGAAAUUUUUAAGCGCAGAAAAGAAGCGCUUACAAGCGUUAACACGGGGAAUGACAGAAAAAUUGAGGCAAAAGAAUCUCGUGAAGAUGUCAUAACUUUCAAGAACAGAAUUAUCGACAUGUUGGAAAUCUAUAUUAAAAAUGUGGAAAAGAGAAUUCCAAGUAACGAUUCUACUCCCGCAGCUCUAAACAAUCUAUUGCUUUUUAUCGAACCAAUGAUCAAUUGUAUUCGUGAAACCGUUGACCAGCCAUUGGCACUAAGAAUUUCAAAAUUACUUAAGACACGAAUUUACAAGAUAAAACCAUCGGAAUUUCAGCCAGCUAUUGAAGACUCCAAGAAAUUGUACAUGAUGUUGGAGGCUACACAUCUAAGACUGCUCGCAGUGAAGAACGGCUUGCACAAAGUUAUUUACCACUCAGUCUGUGCCACAACAUCGCUAUUCUUGGCGAAGAUUUUAAUUGGUACGAGAAAUGACGAACAGCCCGGAGAAGUGUGUGAUAAGAUAAUCGAUCUCUACACCACGACAUUGAAGCAAUGGAAGAAUCACGGUAAAUUCGGUCCAAAUUUAUUUAUAGACUUAGUGAACUGGCUUGCCUCAAGAAAGUGA